Molecule: messenger RNA, 474 nt
Organism: Striga asiatica
Lineage: Eukaryota; Viridiplantae; Streptophyta; Magnoliopsida; Lamiales; Orobanchaceae
Source: the annotation of a GenBank genome assembly
UUGAAAGUGNCAUGGCAAAGCGUCAAAUGUUUAUACCCUACAAUCAUACCAAAGUCUAGACGUAUAUUGUUCCUUGCUACAGCUCUUUGCACACAAAUAAUGAAUCCAGAUAUCACAUUCCGAGCAGCAAACAUUCAUGUCAUCAACAAAACCUUUGAUUAUUUCACUGCAAUAACUGCACCUCUGAUUCCCAACCGAAAUCAUCCGAGUCAAUGCCAGUGGAUGGUCCGUGUGGCAAGAAACAUCGAGAGUGCUUCCGAAUUUAACUUUCGACAGAAGCCCAACAUUCGGGAUACAUUCGACGUGAAAGGACUGCUCACAAUUGGCACAGUGAUAAAACCAAAUACCAUUGGUCGAUAUCCUUCUCGCAAACCUCACGAAAGCACUCGUCUUUUCCAUUCGGUAAUCCGGUUCGUGAAGCCGAGGGUUGAAAAGGUGAAUGUGAAGAAGGCCAGAGUUCACGGCAACAGCUGA